AUGCCUGAAGAAUCUGAGAUGUCUGAAGCGACGAUUCCAAAUAAUCGUAAUAACUUACAACAAAAAAAUAAAAAAAGAGAAAGGAAAAGAAGAACUUUUGAAGGCAUAUCUACAGAAGAGAUUCCGUAUCCAAAAAAAUCAAAAAUGACAAGUGAUUUACAACUAAAGGCUGAUGAUAUAGAAAUUACACACUCUACAAAUUCGCAAUUACACACUGUAAUUGAAAAUAUACGGAUGAUUAGUCAUGCUUUGGAAUUACCUGAUGUACCAAUGUGGGUUACAUAUGAUCUUGCCAUUGCAAAAGUUGCAUACCAAAUACAAGCCAUGGAAAAACCUCAUUUUGAUAACUUAUUCAUACAUUUAGGACCGUUUCAUAUAAUGAUGGCUUAUUUUAAAGCAAUCGUGCCAUUGUCCAUGUGCCAUUUGGAUGGAACUAUUUGCAAAACUGAUAAAUCUGCUUUGAUGAAAACUUUAGAGAAAGAGGUCCAACACGAGCAACCUCGUCAUAUUGAUGUUCUAAUAAUUGAUGGUUUUUUCUUAUUGCAUACGAUGAAAAAUGUUCCAAAAAACUUUGGAAAUAUUUCAAAAAAAAUGUUGCAAAUAGUCACUCAAUUGCAAGCAUCGAGAAUUGAUGUUAUCUUUGAUCAGUACUUUACCCCAUCGAUCAAAGAUUAUGAACAUUCACAGCGAUUUGAAUGUGCACAAUUAGAGUUUACGAUAACUGGCCCUGAGCAAGUUAUACCAAGUGAUUUUACAAAAGCAUUGAAAAAUUUUAAUUUUAAAGAAGCUCUUGUUGAUUUCUUCAUUUCACAUUGGGCUACUGAUGAAGUGGUGCCAUUUAUUCGAAAUAAAAUUAUAAACAUUAAUUUCAGACAAAGUCAUUCAUUUACUGUUAAUAGUUCUAAUCACGUCGUUUCAAGUGUUGAUGAAGAGUUGUCAUGCCCAGAACACGAGGAAGCAGACAAUAAGAUAGUAUAUCAUGCGUGUAACAUCAACUAUCAAGCAAAUAUAGUAAUCAGAAGUGUUGAUACUGAUAUUGCUGCUAUAAUACUUGGGAACAUGCAUCAUCUUAAAAAUAAUUCACGUGUUUGGAUGCUUACAGGUACCGGAAAUAACUUAAGAUAUGUUGACCUAACCAAAAUUCACGCAGAGUUGGGAGAAUCUAUUUGUCGUAGCUUACCUGGGUUUCAUGCAAUCACAGGAUGUGAUUGUAAUCCUGCAUUUUUCAGAAAAGGAAAAUUAAAACCUUAUAAAAUAUUAAAAAAACAUCAAGAGUACCAGAAAGCUUUCAUGAAAUUCGGUAACAAUGAAUUAAUUGAAGAUAAUGAUGAACAACAAAACGUUUUUAAUAUUGUUCAGAAGUUUAUAUGCAACGUAUACAAUGUCGGUGGUAUAAUUGAUGUUGAUGCUGCGCGCCUUCAAAUAUUCAUCGAUUCAUAUACGGGGGAUCAGCUACCAAAUUAUGUCAGUGAUUCGUUACAAAUUAUAUCAGAAACUGACGAAGAAGGCGAUUUGGACAUCAAUCAAGCGGACUGGAGUAGUAGUGACGAGGAUGAUGAAGAUAUCGACGACAACAAUGAAAAUUCUGAGCAUUAUUAA
This is a messenger RNA of Parnassius apollo (apollo), 1599 nucleotides long. NCBI's taxonomy places the organism in Eukaryota, Metazoa, Arthropoda, Insecta, Lepidoptera, Papilionidae. The record is from the annotation of a GenBank genome assembly.